CCACACACUCCGUACUCGGCUGCGUUACUUUAGGUUGCUUUGACAGUCUCAGAAGAUACUGAAUAGAUUCGAUUUCACAGCACAGACAACAACAAGACAUGGUGGAACAAACCGUAAACGUAGACCCCGAUGGAAGCACGACCUUCGAGGGGGAAGGAGCUGAGGGAGACACGGCUGGAGAGGGCUUCGAGGAAGAAAUAGUCAUGGAUGAAGUCACCGGAGUGGACCCCGCAAUCUAUUUGUUGGUCGCCUUUGUUGUUGGUGCCAUUCUGUACCUGUUGUACCUCAAGAAAUCUCGUUCGAACGAGGAUGAUUAUUUCUCAUCAUACGAAAAAGUGAGUGUGAAGUUUCUCUGGGUGUAUCUUUGUGCACAAUUCACACAACACGAUACGAUUAUGAAGAGUUCUGUAGUUUCUUUGAGCAACCAGAGGAUUUUCCUCAUUGCACUGGAAAUGAUUUAAUAACCAUGAUUGAGACGCUGUGCAUGGUUUUUUCAAUGCUCUCUUUCGAUAGAUUCUAAUCAUGCACGGACAUUUAAUUUGCUUUGUUCCUUUUUUCCGUUUUCUUUCUUCCCAUUACGUUUCAUUAGUUCAACAUCAAGCUCCCCGCGGAGGUUGAUGAGUACUACUCAGUGAAAGAAAAGUGCAUGAAAGCCGGCUGGGAGCCCGGCAAGCCACCCACCGACAAAAACCCCAACGGCCCGCACCGGGUCAUGGCACAGGCACUUAUGAAACGAGCCAUUGGGGACAUUCCUAUCGUUACCUUCAUACAGAAGGAAUCGGCCGGCAUGAACAAAUUGUAUUCCCAAUCCAUGUGCUCCGUUAGCCAAUGGCGUGCCUACCAAAACGCUGAAACGAUGGUCUCGACCGAGGUUGACGAAGUGAGAGCCGAGGCCGACGAGAUCGAGCCAGGUUGGAGCCAGGUAAGAAAAAGAGAAGACCGAGGAGCGAAAUUGCGUUUGGUUUGCUUUCCGUGGAAAAAUAGUUGAGUCGAGAAGAAUAUGGAUUGAUCAUUGGCGGAAUUUUCUCAACACAAAGUACUUUAUUUGGCUUCUUGUUGUAACGAAUCGUUGUCACAACUCUGUUGAAACAUGAAACAAAACAGGUCAUCUGGAGACAAGCUAUGCAAUACCAUGGUAUGCUCAAGCAGAAGCACGAACAGGAGCAAAGGGCCGCAGCCGAAACUGCCGCAAAGAAAAAGGAAAUAGAGAACAAGGUGAAUGCCGCCAAGGCCCAGAUCAAAUCCAAAGAAGACGAGAAGGCGGCCGCCGAGAGAAUCGCCCGAGAACUCGUCGAAGCAGAGGAGCGCGAAAAGAAUAGCAAAAAAUCCUUCUCAAGUGGCGGCAUGAAGAAAGGCUUCCUAGAAAAGAAGAAGAAGUAACUUAAACAAUAGCCGUAUUACGGCAUUUU
Messenger RNA from Pseudo-nitzschia multistriata, 1409 nucleotides. NCBI's taxonomy places the organism in Eukaryota, Bacillariophyta, Bacillariophyceae, Bacillariales, Bacillariaceae. The record is from the annotation of a GenBank genome assembly.